AUGGCGGCAGAGGAAGGCGAGAAGAAGAUGAUCCUGCUCAAGAGCUCGGACGGUGAGCAAUUUAAGGUUGAGGAGGCGGUCGCCAUGGAGUCGGAGACCAUCAGCCUCCUGAUCGAGGACGACUGCGCAGACAGCGCCAUCCCGCUCCCCAACGUCGACUCCAAGAUCCUCUCCAAGAUCAUCGAGUACUGCGAGAAGCACGUCCAGGCCAACCCAAAACCGGCCGACUCCGGCACCCCAGCCGACGCCAACUCCUCGGCCUCUACUGCAGCUGCCGUCCCCGCCGAGGACCUCAAGAGGUUUGACGCCGAGUUCGUCAAGGUCGACCAGAACACCCUCUUCGACCUCAUCCUGGCUGCAAACUACCUCAACAUCAAGGGAUUACUCGACCUUACUUGUCAGACUGUUGCCGACAUGAUCAAGGGCAAGACUCCAGAGGAGAUCCGCAAGACUUUCAACAUCGUCAAUGACUUCACACCGGAGGAGGAGGCGGAGAUCCGCAAGGAGAACCAGUGGGCUUUUGAUUAG
Hordeum vulgare subsp. vulgare (domesticated barley) is the source of this 528-nucleotide messenger RNA. Its product is annotated as SKP1-like protein 1. Gene Ontology annotation, molecular function: cullin family protein binding. The coding region runs from base 1 to 528 and encodes 175 amino acids. Gene Ontology annotation, cellular component: nucleus; cytoplasm. Lineage: Eukaryota; Viridiplantae; Streptophyta; Magnoliopsida; Poales; Poaceae. Gene Ontology annotation, biological process: SCF-dependent proteasomal ubiquitin-dependent protein catabolic process. The transcript has a single exon. The record is from RefSeq and is a predicted model, not a curated record.